Molecule: messenger RNA, 300 nt
Organism: Perkinsus marinus ATCC 50983
Lineage: Eukaryota; Perkinsozoa; Perkinsida; Perkinsidae
Exons: 5
Coding region: 1-300 (99 amino acids)
Source: RefSeq, a predicted model, not a curated record
AUGGGAUCAGUUCUUCAAGCUACACUCAAGGGCAUGGAUUGCCACAGGUUCUACUUAGCAGCAUUGAAGUUGAGUCCCAAGGCUGAGCAUUUGUGGACGCUCUUGUUUAAUGCGGUUGCAGCGUGGGCACCUGAUCGCGACGAGCUGGGUGAUAUGGUAGAUCGACAUGAUAUGGAGGGCCUGAGUGCAGCGGUCGGCGGAGGGGUACCAGACGUCGCAAAGCUGCCGCCUCCCGAGCGCAGCAACACACAGGGUGUGGUAGAGAGUAUCUGGUUUCGAGAUCAUAUGAGGGAUAAAUAA